AUGCUGCCUAAUGAUGAUGAGGACAGUAGGGAUCCACAACAUCUUCUGAUCCCUUCAUCCUCCCAACAGCACUAUAUACCACAUUCAGAUCAAGACCUGAUCAAGCCUCUUGAUCAUUCUUCUUCAGCUCUUGCAAACAAGUGGAAAGAGAAGGUCCAUAAGGCAUUUCAGCUCCUCUUCAAGGACCUAGCAGCAAAAGAAAAGUCCAUGGAACAAUUGAAUGUCAUUGUCAGCAUGAUGACCAUCCAGCUGGACAUCCUGAUCACUCUCAAGACUGGUGGAGGGAAAAGUGCUCUUUGGAUGAUUGCCCCUCUCAUUGAUGCUAAAAAUGCUGCACUGCAGGGCUUUGUUAAGAACCAUGUUGCUCAAGGGGGAGAGAGACUGACUCAGAGGGGCUUGGCCUCAGCUUGUAUGCUGUGCCCCUUACCCAAUCUGGAGGACUUCCGGAGGCUGGCUACUCUGCUGGAGAAUGCUAGAGGACUUCCAGAGGAGCGCGGGAAACGUCCAGAGGAGUGCGGGAGAGUUCCGGAGGAAUGCAGGAAGUGCUCAGGAGAGUUCCCACCACAAGGUAAUACUUCUACAGGAAACAGGAUGGAAGGAUAG
Suillus subaureus is the source of this 603-nucleotide messenger RNA. RefSeq lists its product as uncharacterized. NCBI's taxonomy places the organism in Eukaryota, Fungi, Basidiomycota, Agaricomycetes, Boletales, Suillaceae. The coding region runs from base 1 to 603 and encodes 200 amino acids. The transcript is spliced from 3 exons. The record is from RefSeq and is a predicted model, not a curated record.